This is a messenger RNA of Carya illinoinensis, 2357 nucleotides long. RefSeq names its product protein PHR1-LIKE 1-like. The coding region runs from base 503 to 2002 and encodes 499 amino acids. Gene Ontology annotation, molecular function: DNA-binding transcription factor activity; DNA binding. Lineage: Eukaryota; Viridiplantae; Streptophyta; Magnoliopsida; Fagales; Juglandaceae. The transcript is spliced from 9 exons. The record is from RefSeq and is a predicted model, not a curated record.
ACACUUGCCUGAAAUCAGCAUCAGCUUCGGCGUCAUCAAAAUCAAAUAAUUCAGGCCAAGCAGACCAUUCAUCGUAGGCCCAAAAUUAUAGCUAUAUAUUAGCAGAUACAGGAUAUCUUUACUCCUUCCGGCGUGUCAAACAUAGAGAGACAAAUAAAGCCAACUACGUUUCUCCUUCUCUAAUCGAGAAGAGCGACAGGGAGAGAGAUUGUUGAAGUCGAGAAGCUGAAUGAAGCCAAUAUUAUCGUAUAUCUCAUGUUCGUGUCCUUCAAGAAUCUUUCGUUGUUGGGUGCUUUUCUAUUCCUUCUUUGUGUUCGUUUCGCCUCCAGCCGCUUCUGAGCAUCGAGUUGCGGGUCGAUUCUGAGCUUGAGGGUUUCCAUAUUGAGUUCCUCUUGCUUCUUGUGACCUGGAAUAUAUCAGGGCAAUUGUUUGUGCAGCCCAUAUGAAGAGAAACAUAAAUGAUAACUUGGCGAAUUACUGAAAGAAAACUUGUAGAAAGAAUAUGCACCCCUGUAGCAAAAUUUUGAAAGGUCUCAAUGCGCCAACAACAAUGAACAUGUAUCCUGCUUUAUCUAUUCAGAUAUCAGGCACGGAUCAACUCAGUAACUUGGGGGCUUCUGGAGCUAUGUCUUCAUCUUUUCCAGUUGUCCCUCCCUUUGUUGAUGACAAGUAUUCCAGUUAUCCAGAUUCUUUUUGGGUUUCCCCAGAAAGGGAACUGAUGAAAAAUCCCAUUUCCAGUCAGGCUUCUGCAAUAGCUUUUAACAGCAGUGUUGAUGAGCACUUGUUUACGUCAUCCACUGGAUUACCCAGUGACACUCAUUUUUCUUCAGUUUCACAUGGAGGGCAUUCCCGAAUUUCCCCAUUUAUUUCACAGUCAUCAGCUGAGAGGGAAUCAUUUCUGCCAACCCAUUCCUCUCAUUUGGGUGUACAAUCUACAGCAUUGAUUAAUAACAAUGAUGGGAGUCAGGAUAUUUCCUGGUGUACAGAUCCAUUUCAGGAUUUUCUUAAUUUUCCUGCAUAUGCAUCUGCUGAGAAUAGUCAGGUGGAAAGUAGUACUGGUGUCGUAGCAUCUGAGUACCAUACUAGGAGAGAUGAUUGGCAGUGGGCCCGUGGAUGGAUUAACUCUGAGCUGGAGCCAGAUUGCAAUGAGCUUCCCAAUGUUAGUGUGGUAGAUCCCAAACCAAAGCAACCCCAAAUUCGUGUGCAGCAGCCAGCACCACCUGUGGAAUUUCAAAGUGUUGAUAAUGCGAUGUCCACUGCACCCCCUACGAAGUUCCGAAUGCGUUGGACUCCAGAACGUCAUGAGGCCUUUGUCGAAGCUGUCAAUCAGCUUGGUGGUAGUGAUCAAGCUACUCCGAGUGCUAUAAAGAUCCUCAUGAAUGUUGAAGGCCUGACUAUCUUUCAAGUGAAAAGCCACCUGCAGAAGUAUAGAACAGCCAAAUUCAAACCGGAGUCAUCAGGAGGAACUUCAGAGAAAAUAGCAACUUCUAUUCAAGAAGUAAAAUCUCUGGACCUAAAGACGAGUAUGGGAAUCACUGAAGCAUUGCAGAUUCAGAUGGAACUUCAGAAGCGGCUUCAUGAACAACUAGAGAAUCAAAGACAGCUGCAACUGGAAAUUGAAAAACAAGGGCAGCAUCUUAAAAUGAUGCUUGAGAAACAGAGGAAAAUGGAAGAUGACAGGAUUAAGGCCUCAACUUCUGCCUUGGAUGAUCCUUCUGCUCCACUCUCAAAUAUAGUGCAACCAUCCCCUGUGCAUGACAACCCGGAAACCUCAAAAUUGGAUGAACUUAAAUCAGGGCCAGGAACCAGUCGUGUCAAUGCCACACCUGAAGACAGCUCCUGGGAUGUGAGUAGGAAACAAAAGGCACAUGAAAGCGAAGAUGCCAAGGAUCAAGAACCAGGUUGCACUAACCAUACUGGUCCACUGACAAAACGAGCAAAAGCAGAUCAAAUAGCAGCGCCCUCAACCGAAUUUUGGUCUGAUGAAAAUCUUUUUCCAUGACGUUUUGCUGCCACUGGAACUUGGAGAGUUGGCCUGGUAACGUGUAUUUAAGCAGUAGGCUGAAAGAUGCCAUCUGAGCCAGAUGUUUCUAUUUUUUUUCCUUUUUUUGUAAAUUAUGGCAUGUUUUCUUCAUUUAGAAAAGAAACGGAGGUUCCAGUACUGAUGAUAUUAGUAUCCUCUGUUUCUGUCCUUGGUUAGUGGCUAAAUGCACCAAAAAAUGGAUUUUCUGUUAAUUUAUAGGAAUUUAUUUGUGAUCUUGCAACGUUUGACCUUUACCAUAAUACUUGCUAGUUGUAGACCCGUGCAAUGCAGGGGAAUAAGAAAAUAUAUAAUCUUUUGAUUUUUGAUUUUUAAA